Messenger RNA from Meloidogyne enterolobii, 396 nucleotides. The record is from the annotation of a GenBank genome assembly. NCBI's taxonomy places the organism in Eukaryota, Metazoa, Nematoda, Chromadorea, Rhabditida, Meloidogynidae.
AUGUCAGAGAUGGUCCAUGUUGUGAAAAGAAGGGUUUCGUAUCAGAUUAGAGCAACAUUAUAUCCAAUUGCUGACGAGGAAUCUGCUCAAAGCUUAUCCUUAAUAACAGAACAUGAAUUUUCCUUCGACUUUACAUUUAAUCGUUCAUUGCUUAGAAAACAUGACGAAACUUUAAAAGAAAAAUUUAAAAGAUUAAAAACAAAUAUGUUAAACAAAUUUUCAAAAGAUCACAAAAGAAUGUAUAAUAUAAGAGGGAUUGAAUUUGAAGGUUUAAAAAAAGUAUUGGUUGAAAUUGAUAUUCCGAUUAAUGAGAGUUCUGAUUUUAUUAAGGUAAUUCAUCUUAAUCCUUUCUGCCUCGGGAUUUACAACAGGGUUGUCGUUUUACCCUAUUUAUAG